Molecule: messenger RNA, 1587 nt
Organism: Morchella importuna
Lineage: Eukaryota; Fungi; Ascomycota; Pezizomycetes; Pezizales; Morchellaceae
Exons: 6
Coding region: 1-1587 (528 amino acids)
Biological process (GO): P-body assembly; cytoplasmic stress granule assembly
Cellular component (GO): P-body; cytoplasmic stress granule
Molecular function (GO): mRNA binding; ATP binding; RNA helicase activity
Source: RefSeq, a predicted model, not a curated record
AUGGCGACCGCACUCGCCGAGCAACUUGAGUCUACUUCGUUAGAGGGACAAGACCCUGACUGGAAAUCAAAACUGAAGGCCCCCAAAAAAGAUCUGAGACCACAGACAGAGGAUGUCACCGCCACUAAAGGUCUUGAUUUUGAAGAUCUCUAUAUCAAACGAGAGCUAUUGAUGGGUAUUUUUGAGGCUGGUUUCGAAAAGCCGUCACCGAUUCAAGAAGAGACCAUUCCAGUAGCAUUAACCGGUCGUGAUAUCCUUGCCCGUGCCAAAAACGGCACAGGGAAGACCGCCGCCUUCGUCAUCCCUGCUCUUGAGAGGGUAAAUCCCAAGAGUACGAAAACACAGGCACUUAUUCUCGUACCAACGAGAGAACUCGCCCUACAGACAUCACAAGUUUGUAAGACAUUGGGGAAGCAUCUGGGCAUCAAUGUCAUGGUUACCACCGGAGGGACUGGAUUGAAAGAUGACAUCAUUCGCUUGAAUGAGGCUGUGCAUAUUCUCGUCGGAACACCAGGCAGGAUCCUUGAUCUUGCUGGCAAGGGAGUGGCCGAUUUUAGCGAAUGCCCGACGUUUAUCAUGGACGAGGCAGACAAGCUUCUCAGUCCUGAGUUCACGCCUAUCAUCGAACAACUUCUUGCUUACUUCCCCAAUGAUCGGCAGAUAAUGUUAUUUAGUGCAACCUUCCCUCUUGUUGUGAAGAGCUUUAUGGACAAACACUUGAACAAACCAUAUGAGAUCAAUUUGAUGGAUGAGCUCACUCUUCGCGGUGUAACGCAAUACUAUGCGUUUGUAGAAGAAAAGCAGAAAGUUCACUGCCUUAAUACCCUCUUUUCGAAGCUACAAAUUAAUCAAUCUAUAAUUUUUUGCAACUCAACAAACCGUGUUGAGCUACUGGCCAAGAAAAUUACAGAACUUGGCUACUCAUGUUUUUACUCUCACGCCAAAAUGCUCCAGAACCACCGUAACCGGGUCUUCCAUGAUUUCAGGAACGGUGUUUGCCGUAACCUUGUAUGCUCAGAUCUUCUCACUCGCGGUAUUGACAUUCAGGCUGUAAAUGUUGUCAUCAAUUUUGAUUUCCCCAAAAAUGCGGAGACAUAUCUUCAUCGUAUCGGGCGUUCUGGUAGAUUUGGUCAUCUUGGUCUGGCUAUUAAUCUUAUCAACUGGGAAGACAGGUUCAACCUUUACAAAAUCGAGCAAGAGCUUGGAACCGAAAUUCAGCCAAUACCUCCAACAAUCGACAAGAAACUUUAUGUUUACGACUCUCCUGAGUCUAUUCCUAGACCUCCAUCAACCCCACAACCCACACGUCAAAACCAAGGAGAUAACCAGAACCCCCAGCAGUUGCAACAGCGAAACGCCAACCAUGCUGCCCACAAUCGUGCCCCCAAUCACGGACAAGGAAGGGGCCGAGGAUUUCAGCACCAGCAAGGUCCCAACCAAGGCCAAUACAAUAAUAAUAAUCAAGGGUUUAACCAACAACAGAACCGCCGCCCUGGGCCUCGAUACAACCAGAACCAAGGCCAACCGGGAGGGCGCCCAAAUGGGUUCGGGCCUCCGGAUGCUGGGCCGCAAGUAAGAGCUCAGUAG